AGAGUGUUUCAGGUUCUCGGAGCUGAAUGGAGAGGUGAAGCGGUCCGUGUGUGUGUGAUACAGAGUGUGUGUGUGUGUGUGUUUAUGUGUUCUUUGUCCGCUUUCGUUUUCCCUUCCUCCGUCGCUCUGUGAUUCCGGCUCACCGGCGCGCUGGGGGGAAACUCUGGCAAAGGAAGCCGCGCAGUUCACCGCUCGGACCCGCGGCGCGGCGCCAGCAGCAGCAUGCUCACCCGGGUCAAAACGGCCGUGGCCAGCUUCGUGGGCGGCAUCAUGGCCGGCGCUCCGGACGGAGAGCAGCUGAGCGGCGCGGAGCUGCCGCCCAAAUUCCCCUACAUGAGGCCGGCGUUCCUCGGACUGUCGCCGGACGAGAUCGAGUGCUCGGCGGAUCACAUCGCCCGGCCCAUCCUCAUCCUCAAAGAGACGAAGAGAUUACCAUGGGCUACGGGCUACGCAGAGGUGAUAAAUGCAGGGAAGAGUGCUCUGAAUGAGGACCAGGCGUGCUGUGAGGUUAUUGUGGUAAAGAAAAGGCCCGGAGGAUCGUCUACACCGAGCAAAACUCCCACAGCCAAAAGGAGGUCUUCACUGCCAAAUGGAGAGGGUCUGGGGCUCAGAGAGAAUUCAGAGUCUGAGGGGCUGGUCUUCCACUACUGGGCUCUGUUUGACGGACAUGCAGGAUCGGGCGCUGCAGUCAUGGCCUCCAGACUCCUCCAGCAGCACAUCAUAGAGCAGCUGCAGGACGUCCUCGACGUCUUGCGUAACCUGGCUUCGCUUCCCCCGACCGUGCUGGGAGAAGAACCCAACCACCAAGCCACCCCCGGAUCGAACCGUGCUCUGACCCGGGCAGCGUCCCUCCGCGGGGCUGCUGGCGCCCCAGGCUCACCCUGCACCCCUCAACCCCGCUUCUUCACUGAGAAGAAGAUCCAGCACGAGAGCCUGGUAAUCGGAGCGCUGGAGAACGCCUUCAAAGAGAUGGAUGCCCAGAUCGAGAGAGAGAAAGCUGUGUAUAGUAUCUCUGGUGGAUGCACCGCGCUUGUGGUGGCCUUCAUUCUCGGAAAGCUAUACGUGGCUAAUGCAGGGGACAGCAGAGCCAUCAUAAUCAGGAAUGGGGAGAUCAUUCCGGUGUCUUCAGAGUUCACUCCUGAGUCAGAGAGACAGAGACUGCAGUUCCUGGGUUACAUGCAUCCGCAUUUGUUAGGAGGAGAGUUCACACACCUGGAGUUCCCCAGGAGGGUCCAGAGGAAUGAAGUGGGCAAGAAGAUGCUGUACCGGGACUUCACCAUGACUGGCUGGGCAUAUAAAACCAUCGAGGACGAGGACCUGAGGUUCCCCUUAAUAUACGGUGAAGGAAAAAAGGCUCGAGUGAUGGCCACAAUAGGAGUGACUCGUGGCCUGGGUGACCACGACCUCAAAGUCCAUGAUUCCAAUAUCUACAUUAAACCAUUUCUGUCCUGCUGUCCAGAGGUGAAAGUGUAUAAUCUGACGCAGUACGAGCACGGGGCGGAUGACGUGUUGGUGAUGGGCACUGACGGCUUGUGGGACGUUCUCUCUAAUGAAGAAGUGGCUGAGUCUGUCACCUCUUUCCUCGCCAACUGUGACCCAGAUGACCUCCACAGGUACACCAUGGCAGCCCAGGAUUUGGUGAUGCGUGCUAGGGGUGUUCUCAGGGACCGAGGCUGGCGUAUCACCAACGAUCGUCUGGGUUCUGGAGACGACAUCUCCGUCUACAUCAUCCCCCUUAUGUAUGGUAAUCGUCAGCAGUAGAGCAGGGCUGCUCCUCUGGUGAGCCCUACGAUCUUUCUCACACUCUCUCCUAUAGCACAGCCCCAAAAGCACUACCUGUCCUGUUGUGUUCCUCUCAGUGCAGUGCAGUAAGGGAUAAAGUCUCCACUCCCUGUGAUGUACAGUGUACAGUGUUCUUUAUACUGGCAUGAGAAAAAAAAAAAAAACAUUUGUAUGUACAAGAGACCCUUCUCAGACUGAGCUCUGUCACUUUCUACUUUGCCACUGCAUGAACAUGUACUUAUUUUUUAUGUCUUUACGUCUGAUUUCCUUUGUUACAUGAAGACCGGUGUACAGCAUUCUUUGCUAAAUGAAGGCAAAUCUUAUUUAUUGUCCAGUCUGCCCCAGUCACUAUUUUCAGGUUGCUUUUUUUCUGUUCUUGUGUUGUUAUGCAGUAGGAAUUAAGGAUGUAUGAGCAAAGUGCAAUGAUGUCCAAAUCUGGAAAUGUUUCUAAUUAUCGUUAAUCUCACUUGUUUUUUUUCCAUGUCCCAAGCUGGUCACUACACUUAGUGUAUUUUUUAGAUGAAUAUUCUAAAGAUUUUAUUGAUUGUAUGUCAUAGAAAUAGAUCAGUAGGUCAAGUUGAAUUUGUACUGUAGUAUAUUCACUGUCAGGUAGGGAACCAUCUCGCUCACCCAAAGGUUUGGGCACCUCAGUCUAAUCACGUCUUGUUGAUUUCUGUGUGAAAACAAGUUAACAUAUCCUAUCCACAGAACGAACUUUUAGAGGACAAUUACUGUUUACUUGCUUAACUUAAUAUAACGUGGCAUGGACAAAAGUACAUAAGUUGAGUUCAGCAAAUAAAUGGAAAUUGUGCUCCAAAAUAUUUAAGAUUCUGUAGAGGACAUGUUAACUUCAAAAAAACAUGGGGGUGUUCAGACUUUUUAAAAGAUAUUAUGGGUCUCUUUUAAUGAUUCUGUCAUCAUGACACUUUAUUGUUUAUUGUCAGUCUAAGCAGAAAAUACCAGAUAAUCAACUAAAGGGGAAUUCCACUGAUUUUUCAAAAUUUCUGCAUAAUUAAGAGGUUGACAUGUAAACAUUUGAAGUCAUUCAUUGUAGUUUGAUGUGAAAUGGUUUGUACUAGAGAAACCUACCAAUUUUCUGGUGAUUUUCUUUACAGUGGUGGUCUUAGGAACCAGGGGUCAAAAAUUCACCCCAAAUGACCUAAAUAUAUAAGAUAUAUA
Messenger RNA from Colossoma macropomum (tambaqui), 2961 nucleotides. Its product is annotated as protein phosphatase 1H-like. Gene Ontology annotation, molecular function: protein serine/threonine phosphatase activity. Gene Ontology annotation, biological process: protein dephosphorylation. The record is from RefSeq and is a predicted model, not a curated record. NCBI's taxonomy places the organism in Eukaryota, Metazoa, Chordata, Actinopteri, Characiformes, Serrasalmidae. The transcript has 10 exons. Bases 223 to 1761 code for a protein of 512 amino acids.